GUCCGAGAAGUUGUCCUGCCCGCGCCAACCGGGACAAGUGGUGGCCCUCAGAGCCACGCCCCCCGCGCGCGCACCGCGAGCCCGCUUGACUGCGCAGACGAUUGCGUGACGCGGGGCGGUGCCGAGCAGGAUGGAGGGAGGGAAGAUGAAGGAGGGUGGGGGAGCAAACGGCGCGACCAGCGGCGGCGGUAGCAGCAGCAUGGCCGCUCUCUACGGGGGUGUAGAGGGGGGAGGCACACGGUCCAAGGUCCUUUUACUUUCGGAGGAUGGGCAGAUCCUGGCAGAAGCAGAUGGACUGAGCACAAACCACUGGCUGAUCGGGACUGAAAAAUGUGUGGAAAGGAUCAACGAGAUGGUGAACAGGGCCAAACAGAAAGCAGGGGUGGAUCCUCUGGUACCUCUGCGAAGCUUGGGCCUAUCCUUGAGUGGUGGGGAGCAGGAGGAUGCAGUGAGGAUCCUGACGGAGGAGCUGAGGGACCGAUAUCCCUACCUGAGUGAAAACUACGUUAUCACCACUGAUGCUGCAGGCUCCAUCGCUACAGCUACGCCGGAUGGUGGGAUCGUGCUCAUCUCUGGGACAGGCUCCAACUGCAGGCUCAUCAACCCUGAUGGCUCUGAGAGUGGCUGCGGCGGCUGGGGCCACAUGAUAGGAGAUGAGGGCUCAGCCUACUGGAUUGCACACCAAGCGGUGAAAAUAGUGUUUGACUCCAUCGACAACCUAGAGGCGGCUCCUCAUGAUAUUGGUUAUGUCAAGCAGGCCAUGUUCAACUAUUUCCAGGUGCCAGAUCGGCUAGGAAUCCUCAACUACCUGUAUAGGGAGUUUGAUAAAAGUCGGUUUGCUGGGUUUUGCCGGAAAAUUGCAGAAGGAGCUGAGCAGGGAGACCCCCUCUCCCGAUACAUCUUCAGGAAGGCUGGGGAGAUGCUGGGCAGACACAUUGUAGCAGUGCUACCCGAGAUUGACCCGGUCUUGUUCCAAGGGAAGAUUGGCCUCCCCAUCCUGUGUGUGGGCUCUGUGUGGAAGAGUUGGGAGCUGCUGAAGGAAGGUUUCCUUUUGGCGCUGACCCAGGGUAGAGAGAUCCAGGCUCAGAACUCCUUCUCCAGCUUCACCCUGAUGAAGCUGAGGCACUCCUCCGCCCUGGGCGGGGCCAGCCUAGGGGCCAGGCACAUUGGGCACCUCCUCCCCAUGGACUACAACGUCAAUGCGGUUGCCUUCUACUCCUAUACCUUCUCCUAGGGAGCUGGCCCUGGCUCCUCCCAUUCUAAGCCCAGUGGACAUUGGGUGCUAGAAAGAUCUUUUCUUUUUAAAAAACACAUAUAGAAGAAAAUAAAUGCACUCUAGCCAUUCCCCAA
Molecule: messenger RNA, 1350 nt
Organism: Sciurus carolinensis (gray squirrel)
Lineage: Eukaryota; Metazoa; Chordata; Mammalia; Rodentia; Sciuridae
Gene: Nagk
Product: N-acetylglucosamine kinase
Exons: 10
Coding region: 131-1234 (367 amino acids)
Molecular function (GO): N-acetylglucosamine kinase activity
Source: RefSeq, a predicted model, not a curated record